This is a messenger RNA of Cylicocyclus nassatus, 876 nucleotides long. NCBI's taxonomy places the organism in Eukaryota, Metazoa, Nematoda, Chromadorea, Rhabditida, Strongylidae. The record is from the annotation of a GenBank genome assembly.
AUGUACAGUAAUGUGCAGUCGACUAUCCAGUAUGUGGAACAAGAGAUGGCAUUUUGUGAGCGCUCAAAUCAAGAAGCUCUGAUGGAACUUGAGUACGGCAAGAUGUCAUCAAACAGAACGAAGCGUGGUACUUAUGGUGGAGGUUUUGAUGAACCCGUUACUGGCACACCUUUGGAGUCCGAAUGCCCAGGUUGUUGCAUACCCGGUCCACCUGGUCCGCGAGGUCCUUCUGGAAUUCCUGGCAAACCGGGUACUCCUGGACAAGCAGGCAAACCUGGUAUGCCAGGAGCUACUCCCAAUCAAACAUGUCCUACAAAUCUGAUGCGCGAACCUCCUCCAUGUAGACCUUGUCCGAAAGGACCACCAGGAAUCAAAGGAUGGCCAGGAUUCCCCGGAGAUGUUGGUCCACCAGGUCCUCCUGGAGAGAAAGGCUUGGAUGGUGAAGAUGGAGCUCCUGGAGAACCUGGAAUCAAAGGACCACCUGGCUACAAGGGAGGUCCGGGAGCGCCGGGCGAUAAAGGACCAACGCCCGAAGGAGAGCUGAGAGAGGGACCACCAGGUGACGAAGGACCACCUGGCCCAGUAGGAGCCACCGGAAUGCCUGGUCUGCCUGGAAGAAACGGACUUACCGGACCACAAGGAGAACGCGGCUGGCCCGGCGUGCCCGGGGAAACCGGCGAACCCGGUUAUCCUGGACCCGAAGGCCCGAUGGGUGGACAAGGACCACCCGGCGAACCUGGAGUUUGUGUCUGUCAAAAUGUUGACUCCAUUCUUCUCAUCAACCCAGGAUCACAGCCAAGGAUCAACAACGACGACUAUCAAACGGAGAGUUCUGCAGCGGCUCCUCAGCCCAGAGGGGGUUACGGGAAACGAUAG